Molecule: messenger RNA, 4159 nt
Organism: Marchantia polymorpha subsp. ruderalis
Lineage: Eukaryota; Viridiplantae; Streptophyta; Marchantiopsida; Marchantiales; Marchantiaceae
Source: the annotation of a GenBank genome assembly
GCCUUUGGAAAGUACUGAACUUUGGUCGUCCAGUCGACUUGAGCUGAAACUGCCUGUCUAUUGUGUCAUCGGGAAGUACUCAACUUUGGUGGUCUACAGUCAUUAAUCGGGGCCAGUUGUUACUCGAUUAUUUGCCGCAAUUCUCCUCUCGAUCAGUUUUCGCCGUGGACAAUCUGCGACGACUACUCACUGGGGAUCGAGCGACCGUAUCAAGUGGAAUUCUUCUGUAUCUGCGCUGCUGAAUUCCAGAUGUUCCUGCUUCCCGCAAGGACUUGAAAGCAGUUUGAAAGGCAUGCCUAAGGAGGUCAAUCGCCUCGAUGCUGGACGAAGAGUUUGAGAGUCCAGAGAAACUUAAUCGAGCUUUGGGAGUCGAUGUGGAGAGCAGCAGAUGUGAAGGUUUCGUUGGAUCCAGUCCAUCACCCUACAUUGCGGAAGGAUCUGCCGAUUGUUGCCCGGAAUGGGAAAACAACGCCAAAGUCACCGCUACAGCGGUCAAUUCCGACACCGGACAGGGGCACUAUGGGAUAUCCUAUACUGCUCGCCCAAUCAAUAUUGACGCAAGUGGGGAGGCAAAUGUUCAAGUUGAGGGAAACGAGAAGGAUCAAGUGUUUACAGAAGAUAUCGAUGAUCAAACACUUCCUGAUAGUCUCGAACGAGGGUCCGCUGUCAUGACAGAAGACCAUGACAGGGUAGUGAGUGUUGAAGAGAAUUGUGACCAAGAUAUUCUGGAAGAAAAGGAUUUGGAAGCAACUAGUAGCAUAUCGGAAUACAAUUCACUUACUGGCAGAGAUUCCGAUGAUGAUGACAGUUCUAUGUUUGGUGCGAGUCCAUCCAAAUACUUCCAGGCAUUGAGUAAAACUAAUAGCACUUGCGACCAGUUUUUCAACUCCGAAGACGAAUUAGCGUUUGGGUGCAGUGAUUGGAGCGAGUACGUUCAUCAGAUUGGGGGCGAGUUGGGUUCUUCUUUUGUCGAGCUUCAAGAGGCGAGGAAGGAUUUACAUCCAGUGCUUGGAGUAGGACCUCCGUUGGAUAGGUUUCUCGAUGACUCGGAGGACAAAAGUAUUGAUGCUGGUGAAGAUGGAGAUAGGUCAGACGGUGAUCUGCCACCGGAGGAGGUUUCUCGAGUAAGGGGCGCCGGUAGACUUGAUCUUGACGACGGUGAUGAAGAUGUCACUGCCGCGGACGGAGAAAGUUCUCUUACUGGUCCUGCGUCUUUUUCCACAACUUUACCGGCCUUUCACUCAAAUGAGGGAUGUGGGAUAGCUUUGUUCGGAGAGGAUGAAAAUACGAUUGACUACGACGAUUUUUGGGACCUUACGUCAGGGUCUCACCUAACGUCCUUGAGAGACGCAACUGACGACUCCUUAGGAGUUCAUGGAGAGGUCGAGGAGCACAUUAUUGAAGAGCUUAAGAUUUUACCUUCCCAGGAGGACUUUAGUGCAGAAGCACAUGGAUUGCCUAAUAACCUUAGAGAGUCAGGCGACUUUAGUUUGCUUGUUCAAGAAAGUGUGGAACCAAUGUCGGAAGCGGGGAAUAAGAUAGACUUGCAAGUUCGAACUCUAGACGAGAAUUCCGUAUCUGGAAUAGCUUGUCAUACAGGACUCAAACUCAAAGUGGAUGUUAAUCGUACAAGGGAAACGCCUAAAUUGCAACAAGUGUCAGCAGAGAGUCAUCUCCUGGAAGAUGUCGCUCCAGGAAUUUCUGUCGGAGAUCACUGCAAAAACGGGAGUCGCAUCGUAGAUCUUGGCCUGAAGGCAGCUGACAUCAUCCAGGACCAGGUGCAUUGCACAUCUCUAUCACCGGGGAAAGUCGUAGGCUCGGCGCCGUCAACACCAGGAAAAUCCCUUGAAGAUGAGAGUAAGCGAGCAGGUGUGGAUUGGGCCGAAGAGGAUCUGGGGCCUGACGAGCUCUCAAGAUAUGUAGAGGCACUGGAAGUCAAGGAGACCUACAUAGACACUGUGCUGGAUAUGGAAGACGUCCUUUUCGACGGGGAGGGUGGAGGUGGCAGUCGAACUUUUCAAGUUGGAAAGGUCACGUCACCCGGUUUCGUUCGUCCAGUUCGAGAUGGCAGCCUGAGCGCUUCCACAUCAAGUGUUCUGGCAUUGGCCUCGAGACAGAUCUCUCAUCCCACGCGCCUGCUGAGCGACGUAGACUGGGUCGAAGUGGUGGGUGCUGUACAACGUCAUGGCGGUGCUUCUCUGGGAGAGCGAGUCGUUGGCGUCAAGCAACACACGGUAUAUCGUAUAAAGGUGAAGGGAGGUGGCAAUGAAUGGGAGAUUCAAAGAAGAUAUCGAGAUUUUGUUGUUUUGUACAGUCAGCUUCAAAGCUUGUUUGCUCUUGAUAAGCACGUCAGUCUUCCACCACCCUGGGAGAAAGUUAAACAGGAGUCACGUAAGUAUUUUGGAAACACCUCGCCAGAUGUGGUGGAAUUACGGAGUGCUCUCAUUCAAGUUUGCUUACAGUCUCUUAUCAGAGCUGGACCGCCUUUGAGUACUGCUACUCCUCUGCAGCGAUUUUUAUUCCCUGUCGGAGAGGGUAGUCAAAUCAGUGUUACUGGUGGGGGACUUCCUGACAAGAGUGUUGUACAGGACCAAUCGGGAUCAACGUUGCCCCUGCAGGAGUUUGGACUUGACUCACCAAAAUCCGACAUCUCGAGUAAUGCACCUGAUCUUGAGGAUGACGGAACCCAGUCUUCAGUUUUAGGGAAAACCAUAAGAUUGAUUGUACAGAUCCACAAGAAAAAGCCUUUGCGACAGCAGCUUCAGGCACAACAUUAUACCUGUGCUGGUUGCUACAAGCGUCUGGAGCUGGCCCUGGGAAUUGUCCCAGAACUUGUACAAAAUUGGGGUUGGAGGGGACCAAGACUUUGUGAAUACACCGGUCAAUUGUUCUGUUCUACUUGUCACUUGAAUGAAACGGCUGUCUUGCCAGCAUGGGUUCUGCAGCGGUGGGAUUUUACUCCGCGCCUUGUUUCGCAACUUGCAAAAGCUUACUUGGACUCAAUAUAUGAUAAGCCGAUGUUGUGUGUUAGUGCCGUCAAUCCAUAUUUGUAUGCAAGGGUACCAGUUCUCGCACAUUUGACAGAGAUGAGAAGAAAAAUUAACAAGAUGCUGGCUUGCAUCCGCUGUCCGGCCCGCACAAGAAUUCAAACGAUGCUCGGCUCCCGUCGGUACCUCUUGGAGAACAAUGACUUUUGCGCCCUUCGUGAUCUUGCGGACUUGUCCAAGGGUGCGUUUGCAGUCUUGCCUGGAUACAUGCGAGCCGUCCUUUUGAAGCUGUCGUCCCACAUAACCAGAGAGUGUUUUCUUUGUCGAGAGCUUGGAGAGCCUUGUGGUGCCGGGGAGUUGUGCUACGACGAGUACGACGUCAUUUACCCACACCAGGACGAACUCAUCGUUAGAUGUCCCUCAUGUCAGCAUCCUUUCCAUAAAAGGUGCUACGCCAAAUGCCAGAAAUGCCCUUCCUGCAGAGGACAACCGGAGCUGAAACGAAAUGAUUCUUUGCUCACCGUUCAGCAACAUGGUGAGCAUGCGGGUGAAUUUAGUGCAAGUAAAGCUUCUCCGGAACCGCUGAAAAGGACAGAGUCUCUGACUUCACCUGCUAAUCCCAGAGAGAAUAAGUCAUCAACAAGAAGAAGUCUUUUCGCAAAUUUUCUUGGUUCAAGAGAAGCUCGAAGUCCGGAGCAGAAGAAAGAGAUAAUAAAUAUGAAUCCCCUUUCUAGUCCUAUAGAAUUGUAACUAGUUUAAGCACGAGCUUUACUGCCCGCUUGUAUACUAAUCCUAACAACAUUCAAAGCAUUGAUUUGAGUCCUAGAAACUUGCUGUUGUAAGGGUGCAAAAUUUUGCUUGUAUUGCAGGCUUGCCCAUGUAUCAAUUUUCCCGGAGCAGGCACCCAUCAGUUUUGCGUUUGAUUUGCUUGAAUAUCCGUGCUUUCACAACUGUAAGGUUUACGUAAUUUGUGCCGUUGAAUUUCCUUCCGAAUGCCUUCCUUGUGCUUCGACAGAGCAUACUGUACAUUCUCUGCACGAGAAAGGACGAAUGAAGUUUUGUAAGUAAUUUGUGCAACGCCUUGUAUUCAUUCUCAAAGUGGGUGUAUGAACGAAGAUUCCUGAGCGAAAUAAGUGCUUGUCAGAGUCUUUCAUCUGUGGUGCUAAUCUUAG